AUGAUACUGGCGCGAUCAACACAUCACGAGCACCUUCUACGGUCUUUUUGGCACCAUUGCAUCACGCUAGGUGCAAAUUUUACUGAAACCUCCAUGACUACCGCGAUCUAUGGAUUGAUAUUACUCGCAACGGUCUGCUCGUCAUACAAGAUCGUAUUGUUCGCGCCGGACAUAUCAAACAGUCAAGUGGGAUGGAAUAAACGAGUAUCAGAAUCACUAGCCAGGGCUGGCCACGAUGUCACCGUUGUUCUGGUCCAGACCAUUGAUGAUCCUGACAAGGAUAUCAGCUUCGGCUCUGAAGUCAAAAUGGUACCAAUCAAUGCUUCAUCAGGUUUCUCCAAGAAAGAAUUUGAAGGAUUCAUGAGGGAUAGCGUGUUCGGCGAUCUGCCUUUGUGGGAUUCAAGACACCGAACCCAUAUGGAAAAAUUUAUGGGCUCCUUAAUUGAAGGCUGCAAACUAACUGUGCAGAAUAAGAAGUUCAUGAAGUGGCUCACUGACGAAAAAUUCGACAUCGCAUUCGCCCACAUGUAUCACACCUGCCCAAUUGCGCUGAUUCAUGCGGCAAAGAUUCCCACAUGGAUAUGGUUACUCAGGUAA
Messenger RNA from Ostertagia ostertagi, 597 nucleotides. NCBI's taxonomy places the organism in Eukaryota, Metazoa, Nematoda, Chromadorea, Rhabditida, Trichostrongylidae. The record is from the annotation of a GenBank genome assembly.